AUGCCAGAAUGGUCGCGGGUGUUUCCCCGACGGCUCGGAGCACUGAGCGGGGCUGCGGCGGUCGGGGCGGCCGCCUACGGGGCUCAUGAUUUCCAUCGGAGUGACCGAGAUGACUACUUAAAAGAGCUCUACGAGACGGCCAACAUAUAUCACUUCCUCCACAGCCUGGCCCUCCUGGCUGUGCCCCACUGCCGCUAUCCCCUGAUGGCCGGCAGCAUCCUGUCCCGGGGCAUGGGGAUGUUCUCUGGCCACGGCAUGACAGGGGACCCGAUCCUGACCAAGGCGCUCCCUUAUGGUGGUUCCCUCCUCAACCUCGGCUGGAUCGCCAUGGCCCCUUGACACCUCCAUUCCGGCCCCAUGUGCCCCCCUCCCCAUCGCCAGGGCAGCCAACCCUGCUCCUCAUUCCCCCUCUUAGGCUAGCCAGAAGGGAGCCCUAGGACAGGAGAGAUGAUCUGCCAAAUGUCAGAGUGGGAUCACUUGAGGUCUUUAGCCCGCCCCGAACGCCUCUGUCCUGCAUCUUGGAAUUCCGCAAAUGCCAAAUGCCAAAUCCCCUUUUAAAAAGCCAAUAUCCUCCCCCCUCCCCCCCAAAAAAUUUGCAACCAGAUUUGAGUUUGUGAAGGAGGAAGAGCUUGGGCCUUGGCAUGCAAUGUCUGAUCAGUGCUUUUCAAUUGGUGUUUUUUUAACUUAAUAAACGAUGAGAGUGAUAGAAAGAAAGAAAGAAAGAAAGAAAGAAAGAAAGAAAGAAAGAAAGAAAGAAAGAAAGAAAGAAAGAAAGAAAGAAAGAAAGAAAGAGCUUGUCCUUCUCUGCCUCCUGACAUUGCUUUCAGAGCAGUCCUACCCUGUCACAGCGUCUCUUGGUUCCUGCUUCUCGCCUCCACAGCAGCCCAUGGAGUCCUGCCCCACUCCUUCCCAGCACACUUUUAGAUUUCAAAAGGGACAAAUUUUCCUGUGGCAUCACAUCCCCAUCCCCUUGGCAACCUGCCAAUUCUCCUGUCUGUCCACUUCUGGGGGGCACAGUUCUUUUGCAUUGCCAAGGCCCCCAACGACUCCAUGCUGGUUCCCCAUUGUUGCUCAGUGGCUCUGCAAGGUCGACCCAUGAAUUCUGGCACAGCUCUGCAGCUUGUCUUUUCCCUUCAUAUCCCAAUAUUAUCUAAAUACUACCAUUUAUUAGUUUCUAAUAUUCACUAACAGACUGGUCCCCAGCCAUAACACUAUAUAUUUUAUAGUACUUUCAUAUUAUGAGUCAUCUCAAAUAAAUUUUCUUCAUUGCAGCUGCUGAGGCCCACUGAGGCUGAGGAGUUGUUGUGUCUUUCGCAGAGGCCUUCCUGGGUCUCCUUGGCUGCUCAGUCCUCCCUGCGAGGAAGCCCCUUGUCUCCCUCAGACUGAGCUCCAGCCUGGCCCUCCCCUUGCCAAAUGGCUGGAGAACGAGGAAGCUCCCGGGAGAAGAUGUCCUUUCUCCUGCUUUUCUCUGACCUCAGUAGAUGCUGUCAUCCAGCCCUCCCGGGUUGGGGGCCUGGGCAGUUGAAUCCUCCCUCCCUCCUCUGCCAAGGCUGUUGCUCUUUCACC
This is a messenger RNA of Zootoca vivipara (common lizard), 1566 nucleotides long. The record is from RefSeq and is a predicted model, not a curated record. NCBI's taxonomy places the organism in Eukaryota, Metazoa, Chordata, Lepidosauria, Squamata, Lacertidae.